Messenger RNA from Exophiala spinifera, 2247 nucleotides. RefSeq lists its product as uncharacterized. The transcript is spliced from 4 exons. The record is from RefSeq and is a predicted model, not a curated record. Lineage: Eukaryota; Fungi; Ascomycota; Eurotiomycetes; Chaetothyriales; Herpotrichiellaceae. The coding region runs from base 1 to 2247 and encodes 748 amino acids.
AUGGCCAGAGUCAAGCAGAAAACGCGUAAGCAGGCCCCUUCAGGAGGAGCUUCUACCCGAGGCGCUCAGGUUGCAAAAGAAAGGCAGAAGCAUACGGUUAUCGUGGAGGGCACAUCGAAAGAACACAACAAGCUACGAAGCGUGAUCACCUUUCGUGCAGACCCUCCGAAAGGGUAUACCUUCAUCCCAGCUGGCAACCCAGAGCUUACCGCGGCUCUGAAAGAAUUUGCCCGUCGCGGCGACCACAAGAUAUAUGCUGUAACUACCACCCCUCAUGCAGAAAGACAUGAGCUCUCCAGGGAAGUACACCGUAUUGGCUUUCAUUUUCCAACCAGUGUUGUCGCCCAAGUGUGUUCACAUUAUGGUAUUCGCCUCACCGCUGGUGGCAAGGUCAUCGAUGACUCCAAGGAUGACAAAUUGUUCCAGUCGGUCUAUCAGAAUGGCAAACGUCCCAAAGAAGAACCCAAGGAUCAGAUCACAAUAAACACCGAAGCCAAGCAGACCAUCAAAGACCUGUUUCCCAAAAUGCCAGACAACGAUCUGUUUCAGAUCAUAAAGACAGCAUUCCAGCUGGGAGAUAACAAGGUUGGCACUGCAGACGAGAUCCCUCUUAUUCGUAGAGCCCAACUUUCUGUUGUGGCUCACAUUAGGCACGUAUACACAGACUAUGACAAGUUGUUGAGGCGAUGUCCCUACAACGAGGCCCGCCAUGCAGUGGAAAAAGACACUCUCGCAAAAUUGAUUGAAUGGAGGGGAGAUGACGAAGUAGAGGACGAAGCCACUCAGCGCGCCGCAGAUGAUUUGCUUCGAGAGGUCAUCGUCAUCUCUGAUGAAGAAGACGACGACGAGACCGAUACUGACGACAUUCAAAUUGUCCAAGACAAUGUUAGAGUUGAGGAAUUGCCGAGCACCGCCUAUGGCGCGGCCGUCAGCAGACAUCCUUCGCCUUACCACAAUCAUCCUGGCGAGAUGGUAAGCCGCAGCUACCAAGCAUUGCCGCCGGCAAUACAACGCUACAAGCCCAGCGACGACACUAUUGCCCAGCGUGACCGCAGUCGUUAUGCUGUUUGGGACCAAGCCAGGCGUGAUUAUCGUGCCGGCAUUAGUCGACAGCCUGUAACUGUUCUUGAGAGAAUCUAUGAACCGAUUGAUGUCGCACCAAAGCGUGUCCUAGUGCCACUCGACCCUCCUGCGCAUUCUCCCACACAAGUCGUGUACUCCCGACCUCCCCCUGCUCCGAUGAACUCUGUCGAAUACGAGCCCCGUCACAACAUCAGCCAGCGGAGCCCAAGAUCAUAUAUCAGAGAUGCCAAUGGUACUUUGUAUGAGCGCAUAGACGAUGAUCGUCCUCGUGAAAGAGUUCUUGAACAAGAUCGACAUUUCGAGAACGCCGCCCGGAGCAUUUUAGCCCCCGAAGUUAGGGUAAGAGCACGGCCCCGCUCGCCUCAGCGAAGAGUCUAUCCUACGCAUCGUCAAGAAGACGAAUAUGACAGCGGCAAGGGCUCUGUACUUGAGUCAAUUGAAGGUCCGCAGGGAGCAUAUUCGCCCGCAGCCAUGCGCCUGAAGCAGAAUGACGGAUACCCAGCACCGCAUGAUACGACUGUCAUGCGAGAAGAUGGCCUCGGUUAUCGCGGUGCCCCUAACAUUAACCGCGGAGACGACGGCGCUCGAGUGAUUAAGCGGAUCCGGUUAGAAGAUCUGCCAUCGCCGUCUGAACAACGGUAUGCGAGGAGAGAAUCACCUAUUCCUAUUGGUUACCGCGAGCGCGUCUAUAUGCCACAACCGGACCCUCACUUUGCAACUUCACGUGCCAUUGAAUAUGACAAUCAGCGGUCGAGCCCUACACUACGACCAGCUGCAUCAUUGGGGCAAGGAAGAUAUGCGCAGAGUAUUGCCGAAAUCAACCGUGCUGCAUAUUCGAGUACAGGAGCUAGUCGAAAGGCCGAGGCCAUGUUUGAACAUAGAGACCCUCCUCAAACACGGUCACAGAUGCCCUUGUACGCCCAAGAACACACCCGGUACUUACUUCCAGAGCCGAGCUUGCGUCGUCGGGGUAUCGAGAAUCAACCCCCGACUGUUGUAAGUCGAGUGUAUGAGCCUCUUGAUGAUCUGGUCUAUGACAGUCGACUCACGUCAGGUCAACCUGUGGCCCCUCGCGAAGUACACAGACAAGCCCCUGCGCGCGUGUAUGAAUACGAUGAGAGUGUGCCGGACAAUGCUCGCUCAUAUGUCCACCUGGCCAGAUGA